AUGCGGUUAGAGAAGAUAGCGCAGGCGGCAGCGCUCGUGAAAGAGGGUGCCCGAAUCGUGGUCCUCGCCGACUUCGACCACACAUUAUCAAGGCCGGGCUGCCCGAUCACGCAUCGUGUCUUCCCCACAAAUGCCCAUUCGAUGGGGCUGACCCUGGGUGAACAGUUCGAUCGUAUGGACAAGCGCAACACCUUCCCCCUCCAAGCAACCCAUUCGCUCGACGAGAAGAAGCGAAUCUGCACCGAUUGGUGGAACGAAUCGCACAAACACAUCGUCAACGCCGGGUUCUCCAUGCAUAAUUUGCCCACCUACAUCGACCAUGCCAACAUUACGUUGCGGAAAAAUUUCGGCUAUCUCUCGGAUUUGAUCAACGAGAAGCGGCUGCCGUUUGUCGUCGUUUCAGCGGGGAUUGAAGAGGUGAUUCGCGAGAUUCUGCACGACUUCAAAAUAGCUACUCUACAAAUCGCGGCCAAUAAAUUUGUCACGGACAAUGCGGGCAAAAUCGUCGAUUUUGGGCCGACGCUGAUCCACUCGUACAACAAGGACGGGCCGAGAUUUCGGUCUCUUCUAAACGAUCCGACAAUUCUGGAUGGGGAAUAUGUCGUCGUUUUACUUGGCGAUUCGCUUGGAGACCUGAUAAUGCUGGAGGGGAUCAAGCCGAGGCUCGCCUACACCAUCGGCUUUUGCAAUAAGCCGAGCCAACGGAAAGAAUUCGAAGCAGCCUUCGACCUGGUGCUCGAUCGUGAUGCUGGCAUGGAGACGGCCGCCGAAGUACUCCUGGAAAUGCUUGGAAAACGGCCAGUCUCCGAGCAUCUACCAAUUGAACCGCGAAAUUUGCCCUUU
This is a messenger RNA of Mesorhabditis spiculigera, 843 nucleotides long. The record is from the annotation of a GenBank genome assembly. Lineage: Eukaryota; Metazoa; Nematoda; Chromadorea; Rhabditida; Rhabditidae.